Molecule: messenger RNA, 1756 nt
Organism: Juglans microcarpa x Juglans regia
Lineage: Eukaryota; Viridiplantae; Streptophyta; Magnoliopsida; Fagales; Juglandaceae
Product: DEAD-box ATP-dependent RNA helicase 36
Exons: 7
Coding region: 111-1595 (494 amino acids)
Molecular function (GO): ATP binding; nucleic acid binding; RNA helicase activity
Source: RefSeq, a predicted model, not a curated record
GAUAACCCGUGUGACCAGUGGAGGCCACCAGAGCUAGCCGCACAGCCUCAUCUCUAGGCAGCGUCGCCUCGCUCUGAAUCCGGCCGACCACCGCUCCAAGAUUGCGUAAGAUGAAUAUGGAUCAAGAUGUUCUAGUAGAUGGAGACUUCCCCCUCUUCUCCAAACCCUCCAAACGCUCCAAACUGACCCCCAAAACCACCACCGCCACCCAAAUCCAUGAGGUGAAUACCUCCCAUAUGGAAAAAUCGUCUGACCUUGACCAUGAUACUGCCACCACCGCCACAUUUGCUGAUCUUGGCCUUGCUGAGUGGGCGGUGCAGACCUGCAAAGAGCUAGGAAUGCACAAGCCCACCCCAGUGCAAUCCCACUGUAUACCGAAAAUCUUUGAAGGCCGCGAUGUGCUCGGCCUUGCUCAAACUGGGAGUGGCAAGACUGCUGCUUUUGCUUUACCUAUCCUGCAAGGCCUUGCUGAGAACCCCUUUGGGGUCUUUGCACUGGUGGUGACACCAACUAGGGAGCUCGCAUACCAAUUGGCGGAGCAGUUUAGGGCGCUUGGGUCGUGCUUGCAUUUGCGUUGUGUAGUGGUGGUUGGAGGAAUGGACACGUUGAAUCAGGCGCAGAGUUUGAUGGCGAGGCCGCAUGUGGUGAUUGCAACUCCAGGGAGGAUCAAAGUGUUGCUGGAAGAGAAUCCUGACAUUCCUCCUGUGUUCUCCAAGACGAGGUUCCUAGUUUUGGAUGAAGCAGAUAGAGUUUUGGAUGUUGGCUUUGAAGAGGAGUUGAGGGUUGUCUUUCAGCGCUUGCCAAAAAAUCGCCAGACUCUAUUGUUCUCUGCAACAAUGACAAGUAACCUGGAAACACUGCUUGAGCUUUCUGCAAAUAAGGCAUACUUCUACGAGGCAUAUGAAGGCUUUAAGACAGUUGACACUCUUAAACAACAAUAUGUUUUUGUUCCAAAAAAUGUGAAGGACGUUUAUCUGAUGCACAUUCUGUCGAAACUGGAAGAUAUGGGUAUUCGGUCAGCCAUCAUAUUUGUCUCCACCUGCAGAAGUUGUCAUCUUUUGAAUUUAUUACUGGAAGAGCUUGAUCAGGAAGCCGCAGCACUGUAUUCUUUUAAAUCACAAUCUUUAAGGCUUGCUGCCCUACAUCGAUUCAAAUCUGGACAAGCCCCUGUAUUGCUUGCGACUGAUGUUGCCAGUCGUGGUUUGGAUAUUCCAACAGUUGAUCUUGUUAUAAAUUACGAUAUUCCAAGGUAUGCGAGAGAUUAUAUUCAUCGUGUGGGGCGUACUGCAAGAGCCGGCAGAGGAGGGCUGGCUGUGAGCUUUGUUACCCAGAAUGAUGUUGAUCUCCUUCAUGAAAUAGAAGCUACUGUUGGAAAACAGUUGGAAAAGUUCGAGUGUAAAGAGAAUGAGGUGCUGUCUGAUAUUACAAAGGUUUUUAACGCCAGACGUGUGGCAGCUAUGAAAAUGAUGGAUGAUGGCUUUGAGGAGAAAGCAAAAGAACGUAAGAAACAGAAAUUGAACACUCUAGCAGAUAAAGGAUUAUUGAAGAAAAGGAGUAAAAAGAAAAGAAAAAAGGUGAUAAAAUCUGCUAAAUAGGUCCAUAAUAUAGCGUUCUAUUGGUUUCAAAUCUUUGAGUUCUCGCAUUAUUAGUUACUGAUCAAUAACUAUAUGUCAUUAAGUUAAAUUACUGGAUAAAAAAUGUAUGUAAUUUAGUUACCAAUUAUUAUUUAAAAUUAGAAGACUCUUUGUUUUCAUAA